AUAAAGAGUAUUGAAACUGAGAAGGGGUAGAAAAAAAAGUGUGAAGAGUUACUAAAAAGGACACAGAGAAAGAAGGGGGAGGGGUCAUUUAUUUUUAGCUUUCUUUUCCAUUUUUUCCUUCUCUUUCUCUUUUUUUUCUUUUUUUUUUAUUAUUUAAAAAAUGGACUCUGACGAUCAACUUUCUGACACAUCUCUUCAUGAAUCAUCACCGCCACGCACUUUAAGAGUUAUUAACCCCGAUUUCGAUGAAGAGACGAUUCAACCAUAUCAACCAGACCUCGUCAACGAUUUACCAAGUACACCUGAGCUUCAGCCAGUAUGCAGGAGAAUGAGCAAGACACUGGUAGAACAACAUUCACCACAACCAUUUGAACUACUGCCACCGCUCAAGACACUUCCACCACUGAUGGAUGACAUGAUGAUAUCAAGCGAAGAGUCUUCGCCAAGACAAGAACAGCAUAAGGAAGAAGAAUCGCCACAUCCUCCAGAACUACCGCAGCAUGAUCCAGGUCUGACAUCGAGCUAUCUUCAGCCGCGGAAUAAUAACGCCAUUGCAGAAUACCAUGAACGAGCACCCUCGAUCGCAUCCUUCACACCCUCACAAACACCGUCAAACGCAUUCUCUUACCAAUCUAAAUAUGCCAAGGCUUCCUAUAGUCUAACAAAUCACCCGGAUGCGAUCAAAUUGUAUCGAAGCAUGGCUCUUAAAACGAAGGACCCGAUCGUACAGUUAACCUAUGCAAAAUACCUCCUUGAAAUUGCCGGUCUAUACGAUAAACCGUCCACAUCAUCACAACCCAAGCCUUCGAAUGUGUUCUUGAGACCUGUCAGCCGUAUGAGCUAUAGGACGAGUAUGGACAGUCGACGUAGUAGCAUUGAUAAUCCAAAUGCACAACAGACAGCUUUUGUUGAAGAAGAUUUGGAUGAUGCACAAAUUCGAAAGCAAAAGAUGUUACGGGAGGAAGGUGUAAGGUGGAUCAAGAAGUUGGCCAAUCAGCGCGUAGGAGAAGCAGCCUAUCUUCUAGCCUCUUGGCUUGAUCAAGGACUCUAUGGGUUCAAAAAGAGUCCAACCAAGGCUCUAAAGUACUACGAGGUGGCUGCAAAAGAACGUGUGCCUGAGGCCAUGUUUGCUGUUGCACAGUACUACGAGAAAGAGCAAGAUUACAUGACCUCUUUCCAGUUAUAUGAAGAUGCAGCCGGUCUAGGUUUAGUGGAAGCACUCUAUCGCAUUGCUAUGAUUCAUCUGAACGGUGAGUUUGGAUCUAGACAGAACGUGAUGGCAGCCAUUCAGCUAUUGAUAAAAGCAUGUGAAAAGUCAACAGGAACAGCGUGUCCUGAAGCUCCUUAUACCCUAGGAUUACUAUUACUUAAUGAUUAUCCUUCUGUCAGUAUACCCAAUGAAAUCAUCCAAAGCUAUGGGGGUAGCUUUGGUGCCAUGAGUUAUCUAGAUCAUGCAGCGGAGAUUGGUUUAUCAUCAGCACAAUAUAAAUUAGGCACCUUGUUUGAACAAGGCCGAUACAAUCAACGCAUUGAUCUCACAAAGGCUUUUCAUUACUAUGAAAUGGCAGCACAACAGAACCAUUCACUGGCCAUGAUUGCCCUCAGUCGACUGUACAAUCAAGGGGUCCAAGUACCUCAAGAGCAAGUAGAGGAGCAAAGAUAUCUCUUUGAACAUGACGAGUCACAAUGGAUCAAGACACAUGCACGAGAUGAGGAUGCAGCGUUUCGAUGGUGCCGUCUAGCAGCCGUCGAACAUCAUCUGCCAGAAGCAUAUUACCUCUUGGGAUGGUAUUAUGAGGUUGGCAUUGGUGUACCAAGAGAUUAUAAAAAGGCCCAUCAUUACUACUCCAAAGCAAGUAAACAUGAUCAUAAGGAAGCCAAGGAUCGGUUAAAGAUGAUGGAACAUGUAGUAAAGUUUAAAAAGUUGGAGAAUAAACAAAGGGGAUCAGCUCAAUGUCACAUUAUGUAAAAUAAAAUAAAAUACCCCAUUGUCACAUACCGUUAUUUUAUCUAUUAGAAAACAAGUGCAUAAUAAUUCAGUCAAGCACUAUUGUCAAUAACUGAUGAAUUUUUUUUUUGAAUUAGCGCAAGAGAG
Molecule: messenger RNA, 2095 nt
Organism: Rhizopus microsporus ATCC 52813
Lineage: Eukaryota; Fungi; Mucoromycota; Mucoromycetes; Mucorales; Rhizopodaceae
Product: HCP-like protein
Exons: 3
Coding region: 161-1969 (602 amino acids)
Molecular function (GO): protein binding
Source: RefSeq, a predicted model, not a curated record